Messenger RNA from Prorocentrum cordatum, 915 nucleotides. The record is from the annotation of a GenBank genome assembly. Lineage: Eukaryota; Dinophyceae; Prorocentrales; Prorocentraceae.
CCUCCUCUGCCAUUCCUCGGGCAGUGCGCGAGCAUCAGCACCACCAUUCGCACGAUUUCCAGGAUCGGGUCCUGCUACUAAAACGAGGCCAGGCCAACAUCUAAGCCGGAGCAGGUCAGCCGAGGCACAAGCGAAUCUGCCACAGAUUCUCGGGGCGGAGGAGGAGGAGGAGGAGGAGGAGGAGGAGGAGGAGGAGGAGGAGGAGGAGGAGGAGGAGGAGGAGGGAGGAGGAAGCAAGAGGGAGGAAACCUCUUACCCCCCCUCGGCGGCGCCGGGCCGCGCCCUGCCCCGGGCGCCCGGCGGGGCCAGGCGGGGGGGGUGCACGGCGGCGAUGCGUGGAGGUGCGGCACACGGCAGGUUCAGAUCAGAGGCGGCAUGGCCGGAAGCGGGUCCUGCGGCGGCCGCGUCAAAGGCCACGGAGACAUGCUGGACCCACGAAUCCGGAAAGGGAGAUAGGCAUGUGAAGCAUGGAAACGUUUCGAGACACCUGGAUUGGGCGAUGGGCAGUAGCAAUGAUGAAUACGCAGUACCCCGCAAUUGAGAGUGUGAAAACGGGAUGCAGGGAGUGCGUAUUGCAGCACCGUUGAUGCGCCUUCGGUUCGCACUAGUCAUCCUCGCCCAAUUCCGGACAGUCCUACGAGUUGAAUUCGGUUCAUGCACCCAGAUCGGCAAGCCUUACCAGCAGAGUUCCUGGCCACCGCGCCAACAAAAAAUAUAAGGGCGUCAGCUACGCGCCGACGCCGAUGAUUUGUGCAGAGGCAGGGCACAUCGCUGGCGCCCUCCGCAGCACGCGCCGCAGACCGAACCCUCGCGAGUCGGGACACCCCGAGGCUGGCACCACUGCGUCUACGGGCGGUGCCGCGCCAUGCAGGCCCCAAUAGUAUACGCCACCACCACCUCCAUUCCCUCUCCCUC